CUUUAACAGAUUCAGCAUCCACACAUCCAUAGUACUGAACAGGGCAUAAUUGCAGUUUGGGGGCUACUUCCUCAUACAAAUACUAAUGGAGAUGGUUCACCACAAUGCUUACUACGAAGAUCCUUGUGCAAAGGAGUUUGGCAUCAAAAUCAGUGAGAAACUUGCUUCGGUUGAAGCACACAUUUUACCUGCACCUUGGCUUAAAUACCAUGACAUUGGUAGAGAAAAAGAUUGCUUGCCCCAGGUUGGUCAAUGGAAUAUGAUGAACAAGGUUCAAGGGCUCCCUUGUGCCCACAAUUUCCAUAUGGAAUGCAUUGACGAGUGGCUCCGACUGAAUGUGAAGUGCCCCCUGUUGCCGCUACUCUGUCUUCCCUAACCUUGACUUCAGCGCCCUCUCCAACCUCCACACUGACUCUGGGUGUCCCUCUGCUAGUGUUUUGAUAGCCACAUGCUACGUGCACACGCAGCUAGCAGGCCAGAGCUACCUGUUGAGGUUGCAGGGCCUGCUACGCACAAUCCGAAUGGAGAAUGCUGGUGGAGGCAAUGAUGAUGCUGGCCUGGAAGCAGCAGAAGAUGGAUGGGCAGUGUUAUGUCAGGGUCCACUAAGCAUGACAGCACCGGUGAUGAUGGGCGCGGCUAUGACUUUGUAUUAUUUGUAGAACCUAAUGUUAUGUAACAGUUUGAUUGAGUUAAACUUUAAAUAGACUGUUGUUAACUAUUUUGUUGGUACUGUGGCUUUCAUGAUUGAUUGUUUCA
Molecule: messenger RNA, 756 nt
Organism: Magnolia sinica
Lineage: Eukaryota; Viridiplantae; Streptophyta; Magnoliopsida; Magnoliales; Magnoliaceae
Product: protein argonaute 10-like
Exons: 4
Coding region: 86-376 (96 amino acids)
Biological process (GO): sugar mediated signaling pathway
Molecular function (GO): ubiquitin-protein transferase activity; zinc ion binding
Source: RefSeq, a predicted model, not a curated record